This is a messenger RNA of Pelagomonas calceolata, 1258 nucleotides long. The record is from the annotation of a GenBank genome assembly. Lineage: Eukaryota; Pelagophyceae; Pelagomonadales; Pelagomonadaceae.
GGCAGCUCUCGCGGCGCAAAGGCCUCGAAGGCAUCCAAGGGGUUCAUGGGCAGCCCUUAGCACGAUGCCAUGAACCUAUUAUACUUGUUACUGCUGCCGCGCGCCGCGGCGAACGGCAUUAAACAUGCCAAAUACCAGGCGGACAAUUUGCUCCAAGACGGCACGUACCUCGACGCCGAGCGCCAGCAGGCGUUAAUGCGGAAAAACCAGCGAAAGAAAUAUCCGGUGCAGCUGCCCGGCUGCGUCACGGUGGGCAGCGACCGCCACUGCCGCAAGGAGGUGAAGGCGCCGGCCGCGCCGGCCAAGUCGAAACGAGCAGACGCAGCUGCGGAGGCAGCAUCGCGUCGAUGGCGCGGGGCGCAACACCUCACGCCCACGAAGCAGAAGCACGACCUCAACGCGACGCUUGUGUUUACGAAGGACGGGAAUUGUGGAGCGCCGCAGCGUUUCAACAAAACACUCACGAGCAAGCUCUACUUCUUCGCCUACGUGACGAGCCGCAAUCCCGAGUUGCUGAAACACUUCCUGGCCUUCUACGCGGCGCGGGGCAUCCGCUUCAAGGAGCCCGGCCGCUCUCUCAUUAUCGUGUCGCCUUCACUGAAGGACGUGAAGCCCAUCCUCGAUGAAGUCGUACACCCCGAUAAUUUGAGAGAAGCAUCUACGUACACGUCAGAUUUAAAAAGAGAGGCGGUCAACGCUUACCUGAAGACGCUGCCGAAGAACAAGUACCUCAUGUAUCCCGACCUCGACGAGUUCUUCGACGUUCCAACACCACUUAUUGAUGCGGCCCUCGUGACGGGCGACGGCUUCGUGCUCGGCUCCAUGGUCGACCGCAUCGCCGAGACCUGGCGCUUGAACUCUAUUACUAAUGAGCCUUUAUGGCGCCAGUUCCCGCGGCGCUGCCUCGCGACUUUAGAAAUGCUCAAGGGCCAGCCGCGGAAGUGGAUCCUCGUGCCGACUUCGUUCAUGGGGAAAUCAACUCAGUACGCGUCGUCGCACUACGUCGAGGGCGAGGAGGCCCUCCCGCGGGGUCUGAAAGCCUACGGCUUCUCGCACUACCGCUUCGGGGCCAAGUCUCUUGAUUUAACUAAGGCGAAGCUCGGGCUCUACGAACAGAACAACGCGGGCUCGGCCAAGGUCUACAACUUCAUGCUGCGCUGGCUCGACAAGGCCGACGACCACUUAUUGUCGAAGCGGUUCCGGCGCUUCGUGACGUGCCUGGAGCCGUGCGCGUCGCCCGCGGUCUCUAGAUAAUGUG